AGGAGCGAGAGUGAACGUGCGCGCGCAGUGUGUGUGUGUGUGUGUGUGUGUGUGUUGGGCUCGGGAUCCUCCUCCUCCUCCUCCUCCUCAGUGUGUGUGAAGCGAUGAUUAUCUUCAGGCGGUGACCUUCACUCGUCCUUGCAGGAACAGAGACUCCGCGUGUUCUACAGUGUUACCCGGCGGCCAUGUCGUCUCCCUCAGCCGAAAGCUUGCAGUCCGUUCAGGAGUGGCUCGGAGCGCUCCGCCUCGAUCAGUACGGUCCGGCCUUCCAGGAGACUGGCCUCAGCACCGCGUGGGAAUGCCGGCAUCUGACCUCCUGUCAGUUGGAGCGCAUGGGCGUGGCUUUGCCGGGCCACCGGAAGCGCAUCCUGGGGAGCCUGCAGAAGCUCUUCCCUUUAGAACAAGGGAUUACUGUAGAGGAAGAGGACGAGGGGCCGAGGCCUGUUCCGAUGGUCCGGACGAAAUUCCGUGCGUCUGCAGGGACCGAUCCGGAGCUGAAUGGCCCGCGCGCUGUUGGACCGAGAGACCAGAAACCGAACAUUCCCUCUACUAAUUCGGCAAUUCUCAAAAAAGGUCCGCCUCCGAUCCCGCCUCGGGCGACUCAGAAUUGCCCACCGGUGCCGUUCUCGACCGUUUCCGUUACCGUGGCGAUGACCGGGGUCGUGUCCGUGACCCCUAGUGAUCCCACACCGGUACCUGUGACCAACCCGACUCCAGUUCCUGUUCGGCCCCAGCCGCGAAACUUGCCUUUUGCGCCGAGGCAGCAAACUAGAGACCAGAAGCCGUCACCUGCCUCACCAUCACCUGCCUCACCAUCACCUGCCUCACCAUCACCUGUCUCACCAUCACCUGUCUCACCAUCACAUGCCGCCUCCUCCUCCUCCUCCUUGACAGAACAGUUCCACCUGUAUGAGCAGUGUUCUCCAGGUCAUGCUGAACCCGGCGUUCCUCCUCUCCCUCCAAAGUCGUACGCUGUCGUCACCCCCAGAGAGUCGAAACCCUCGCUGCCCUCCAGACCCUCCCGGAGACCCGCCAUACCCCCCCGCACCACGGCAAACGCCACUAAAGUCACUCCGCCCCCCAGGAGCCCAGCAGUGCCCAGCUCGUCUUUAGCUGAUGAUUUCUGUGGUCUGGACGUCACAACCCAAAUAAAGCCGUGUGUCGACCCCUCUCAGCUAGCGGUGAAGUUAGCGCCCUGUAACAAACGGUUGGACUCUACAGGCAGUUCAGACAGCUAUGAGGAGCUCGACACCACGAAGAGUGCAGACAGCGAUCCUCUAGAGAUGACAGAUAAGAGCAUGUUCCUGCCGCUCCCUCGUGUCCGUCAGUCUCGUCACAGCAGCCUGUACAGCGACGACGAGCUCCUGGAUGAAGAGGAGGAUUCUGGGACGGAAAAACGGCACUCGUGGUGCGAUAAUUACAGACAACUCUCCAGUAGCCAGAACAGCAUCUACCUGCCCCCUACAGGACAGCUGUUAACCCCGCCUACCAGAUGUGACUCCACCCCCCAACUCAGUCCGGUCAUCAAGAUGGGUUGGCUGGACAAGAACCCUCCUCAGGGGUCUCUGAUCUAUCAGCGGCGUUGGGUCAAACUGGACGCAGAUUACCUGCGAUACUUCGACAGUGACAAGGACAUUUACUCGAAGCGGAUCAUACCCACCUCCUCCAUCUCCACAGUGAGCAGUAUUGGAGAUCAGAAGUUUGUGGUGGUCACUCACAAUCGCACCUUCCUGUUCCGGGCCGAGAGCGACUCGGAGAGGAAUGAAUGGCUGUCGGUGCUGCACGACAUCGUCGGUGCGUCUCGCCCAAAGGCGAACUCCGAGUUGACCUUUAACCCCUUGGUGACCUCAGAGAUGAGGGGUUACCUGGAGCUCCGAGGCCUGCGCUCUAAACUCUACACUGUGGUGUGUGGAGACAAAGUGUUCCUGUACAAAAACGCUGAGGACUAUAAGCUGGGUAUCGGGAUCACGGCUAUAGACAUGAAUGUGGGGAAUGUGAAGGACAUGGACAGGAGAGCCUUCGACCUGACCACACCCUACCGCAUAUUCAGUUUUGUGGCUGAAACUGAAGAGCUGAAGGAGCAGUGGGUGGAGGCCAUGCGGAACUCCAUCGCAGAGGCUCUGUCUAACUAUGAGUUUGCGGAGAGGAUAUGGGCGGAGCCAGCCAAUCAGAAAUGCGCGGACUGCAGCGCCACCAAACCCGAGUGGGCAGCUAUAAAUCUGGGCGUGGUCUUCUGCAAGAGCUGUGCAGGAGAACACCGCAGUCUGGGUCCGAGCAUAUCAAAAGUACGGAGUCUGAAGAUGGACAGAAAGGUGUGGACUAAUGAUUUAAUCCAGCUUUUCCUGGAGCUGGGCAACGAGCGAGCCAAUCAGUUUUGGGCAGCGAACAUCCCCCCCAGCGAGGCCCUGUCGCCCCUCAGCAGCAGCGACCAGCGCCGCCGCUUCAUCACCGCCAAGUACCGCCAGGGCAAAUACCGCCGCUACCACCCCCUGUUCGGCAACCAGAAGGAGCUCGACAACGCGUUGUGUAUUAACGUGCAGUCUAACGAUGUGUGUGAGACGCUCGCCCUGAUCUUCUGCGGUGCCGAUGUGAACUGUGACACAGAUAACCCAGAAUUCCCCUCCCCCAUCUCCUUGGCCCUGCACCACAACCAGAACCUGCAGGUGGAGCUCCUCACUCAGAACCGCAACAUAGAGAUCCCGAGGUCAGAGACCAAACUGGCCAUUCACACAGAGCACUACAUGGCUCCGCCUUCCAUCAUACACAACGGCUUCCUUUAUAAGACCGCCUCCAUGGCUCGUCCAAUCACAGAGCGGAAGAAUAAAGAAGAGUUCAGUAGGAGGUGGUGUGUGCUGAACGACGGACAUUUUAGUUAUUAUGAAAGUGAUAAGAACGCCACACCAAACGGAGGACUGAAGAUGAAAGAGAUCGUCUGUCUGGCUGUCAGUCCUCCAGAGACACACGGGUACGAUCACUCGUUUGAGAUUUACUCGGAUGCGGAGCGUCUCUACCUGUUUGGGACGGACAAUCCCGACUCCAUGAAGGAGUGGGUCAAGUCCAUCGCCAAGUCGUUUAUCCCUGCGUGUGCUGAAGACCUGCUACAGAAGGAUUUCGAGCGGAUCGGGCGUCUGCGCUAUAAAGACCCUCUGAACCUGGAGAGCUGGAGGCUGGGCUGGUUCUGUCUCGAGGCGUCCACGCUGCACGUGCGUCUGGAGGACUGUCAGAGCCGCGAGAGCAUCCAGCUGCAGAAACUUCUGGAACUUUCGAGGGAUAAUGAAGUGCUGGUGCUGGUGGAGCGCGGCAGGACUCUGUACAUCGAGGGAGAGAGAAAGUUGGAUUUUCACGGCUGGGCGUCGGCCAUCCAGAGGGCUGCUGGGAGUUCAGGAGACACACUGAGCCAGCAGCAGCUGACUGAGGCCGAUAUCCCGCUGAUAGUGGAGCGCUGCAUACAUUACGUCACGCAGUACGGUCUGACGUCAGAGGGGAUUUACCGUAAGAGUGGAGUGAACAGUAGGAUCGCCGCCCUGCUGGACUCCUUCAGGAACGACGCCCGCUCCGUGUGGCUGAAGGAGGGGGAGCACCAAGUGGACGACGUCUCCAACGUCCUCAAGAGGUUCUUUAGGGACAUCAGGGAGGGACUGUUCGGCCCGCAGUCACACAACUGGCUCAGCACUACGGCUCUCGCAGAUGAAGGCAUGAAGAUCUCUCAGUAUCAGCUUCUUUUUGAAAAUCUGCCUCGUGUUAACAAAGCCACACUACGCACACUGGUCAAUCACUUAUACUGCGUGCAGCGGUUUUCAGACAUGAACCAAAUGAACCUUCACAACCUGGCGAUAGUUUUCGGGCCGACGCUGUUCCAGACGGACGGUCAGGACUAUAACGCGGGCCGCGUGGUGGAGGACCUCAUACAGCACUACAUCGCCAUUUUCAGUGUUGAUGAACAGCAGUUAAAGAGACAGCUUGAUGAGAUCACCUACAUCAUUAAGCUCAGAGAUAACCUCAACCCCAAAACAGGACCGGCCAGUGGUGAUUUUAUCUGUACAGUGUAUCUGGAGGAGAAGAAGGAGACAGCGGAACAACAUGUGAAGAUCCCAGCCACGAUGACGGCAGCUGAGCUCACCUUCGAGAUCCUGGACCGCAGGAAGAUCAGCAUCAAGGAGAAGGACUACUGGUGCUGCUUCGAGGUCAAUGAGAAAGAGGAGACAGAGCGUCCUCUGCACUAUCAGGAGCGAGUGUUGCCGAUUCUGCACAGUUUGGGGACAGACAGUCACCUGCUCAUCAAGAAGCACUAUGCCAUGGAGGCCAUGCUCAUCUACCUGGCCAGUAAAGUGGACGUGACUAAACACGGCAUGCUGAAGUUUAAAGAGGAGCGCAGUCUGCUGGGUCUGAGUACAGGAAGCUUCAACGAUCGAUACUUCAUGCUCAGCCAGACCUCACUACGACUCUACAAAGACGUCCGGAGUAAUCGGGCGGAGAAGGAGUGGCCUGUAAAGUGUCUGAAAGUCUAUCAGGGGAUAAAGAAGAAGCUCCGCCCACCAACAUGUUGGGGUCUGACCCUGGUGUAUGAAAGUGAGAAGCCUGAGAAACAGGACAAGCAGCAGUGGUAUCUGUGCUGUGACACUCAGACUGAGAUGAGAGAGUGGGUCGCUACGUUUCUCAGUAUACAGCAUGCAGGUCUGCUGUGGCCAGCAGAGUGGUUAAAGUCCCGUCCCGUCCCUCGGUCCUCCCCCCCGCUGGACUCUCGUCUCGGUAGUGUGUCGCUAAUUCCUCUGCGCGGUACUGAGAGUGAGAUGAGGAACAGUGUGGCUGCUUUCUCCGUCGAUCCCCUCGCCCUCUUCCGAAACCUGUGAUGCUGCAGUGACUCUGCCUGAGAAGAUGAAGAACAUUCCAGAACACAUGAACCAAUCAGACGCUGGAUUCAGUCUAGACGUGGUGGAAGGAUCCUGAUAUCGAUGUUUACCCCACAUGUGACCCUCUGGAAAGUUCCCCAGCUGUUCUUAGAGACUUUGUAGACUUUAAACCCAGAACCUUUUGUUGUCGUGAGUUCCUGCGGCUGCACCGUGGGACACGUCCUUGUGGAAAGUUCUCCUGGAUAUCGUAAGUGUUGGGUGGGCCAAUGUGAAGUUUCCUGACUCGGUGGAGCGUGGGCCGUGUCGCGCUGUGUGAGAGACGAGCGGUCGUUACACCACUUUUAAUUUUAAUCCCAUUUAACUCUGGACAGAAGUUUAAUCCACAAUAAAACACUCGAUAGCUGCAGGACAAGCUGUAAGGACUCAUUAACCUCUCAUCAUUAACAUCUCUCUCUCUCUCUUUCUCUCUCUGUAUUCCUGUCUCUUCACAUUAAUCCUUUGUUUAUUAAAUUAUUUAUUUUAAUUUUUGGUUCACAGCAGUUUCCUAAAAUCACACGUUCUGAGACAUCUGAUUUUUGUACUUCACAUUCCUCCACUGCUUCAUUUCCAUGUUUGUAUUUUAUCUGUUACAGAAAGUGUAAUUAGUUUUACUUAAUGUAAAUUGAUUGAAUUAAAAGUUAUUAUAUAGUCUUAUUAUAUUUUAAAAAUGAAAGAAUGAAUGAAUGCACAGUCCUUGUACACAUAGUGUGUAUAUAAUUUCUAUAAUAUAACAAGAUUUAAAAAUAAAACAGACGACUGUAAGGUG
Molecule: messenger RNA, 5655 nt
Organism: Clarias gariepinus (North African catfish)
Lineage: Eukaryota; Metazoa; Chordata; Actinopteri; Siluriformes; Clariidae
Product: arf-GAP with Rho-GAP domain, ANK repeat and PH domain-containing protein 1-like
Exons: 34
Coding region: 186-4850 (1554 amino acids)
Biological process (GO): positive regulation of GTPase activity; signal transduction
Molecular function (GO): protein binding; GTPase activator activity; phosphatidylinositol-3,4,5-trisphosphate binding
Source: RefSeq, a predicted model, not a curated record